Messenger RNA from Bicyclus anynana (squinting bush brown), 8597 nucleotides. It is a transcript of the gene yem, whose product is annotated as ubinuclein-1. NCBI's taxonomy places the organism in Eukaryota, Metazoa, Arthropoda, Insecta, Lepidoptera, Nymphalidae. Gene Ontology annotation, cellular component: nucleus. The transcript is spliced from 17 exons. The record is from RefSeq and is a predicted model, not a curated record. The coding region runs from base 97 to 2877 and encodes 926 amino acids.
UCCAUUCCAACAUGGAGGCAAUGUGCUAAACAGUUUGAAAAUGCAGGCCGUGUCAUGCUUUGAAAAAAAUCAUUUUAUACUUGAAUUUGGUGGAAAAUGUCGGACCCUAAACGUGCUACUCUUAUAACAGUGGGUGCUCCAAAAAGUGCAAAGAAUAAUGUGAAUAAAACAGUGAGAUUAACUGUAAAUUUAGACGAAAGCAACGAAAGUAAAUAUCCAGAGCUGAAUUACAAGGCACUGCUCAUAACAACAGCGAGAAAGAAGAAAGUAGAAAACGGUAAAACAACGGGGCUGGAACCUUUUUCUGACAAUGACGAUGAUGUAGAGAGAGUUGCCAGAAAAUUUGAACAGAAAUAUGGUGGCAACAGUACAUAUGGAAGAAAAGGCAGAUCUAAAUACGAUGAGUUUGCAGACAUUGGUGCAGGUUAUGAUGAAAAUGACUCCUUCAUUGACAACACACAUGGCUACGAUGAGAUGAUACCUCCUGAAUGUGAUACAGUGCACGGUGGUUUCUACAUAAACUGUGGCUCACUGGAGUUCAAGUCUGUGCCAGAGAACCAAUCAACUGUGUCCGACGGUGAUCCAAAUAGACGGAAUAAGAGACGCAUCUCAUCGAGCAGCAGUGAAGACGAGUCAUCGGAGAGCUCCUCAGAGUCCGACAGUCAAGAGGCAAAGGACCCCAAGGUCAUCACCAACGGUGCCCACGACUCGCACAACACUGAACACAGGAAGAAGAAGAACAAAACUGACAAGAAGAAAGCGAAGAAAGUGAGAAGGACCGAUUCCUCUGCUGCAACUUCCGGAAAGCAGACUUCUGAUGAUAACGUUCACGCGGAUGCCGAGAGCGCAGACUCCAGAACGUCCCAGUCGGAUUCUUUGACUUCCAAACCAGCGCCGAGCUCGGAGAACGCUAUCACUUCGGACAGCUCCAGAGACAUAGAAGCGAAGGUGGAAGUGAAGCUGCCGCAGCCGGUGCAGGAGCUGCUGGAGGAGCUGGACAAGUUGGUGCAGGGCGGAGACACCCCGCCGCCCGACCGCAGCAAGACUGACCAGGUUAUCCUUCGGUUGGACGCGGCGCUGUCCGCGGUGGGCGUGAACGCAGCGAUGCGGCGCGCGGCGUGGCACCGCGCCGCCAAGGCGAUGCACGAGUCCAGGGUGAAGCUGCUGCAGCGCGUCAAGCACUUGAAGAGCGAGCCCGCGCACGACGCUGACGCCGCAUCAGCGCAAACAGCAGUAGACAGCGCCCACGUGGUCGCAUCAGUGAGCAACAGCGCCACCAGCAACAGUAACACCACCACUCCGGCCAGCAAACGCAAGGCGGACACCAACACUGACAACAAUGACAUCGCUCCAAUGAAUGAUGUUGAGAAGGAAGCGUGCAUCGUUGACACUUUAGAACGGCUCAAAGUGUUGAUAGAGGAACGCAAGCCGGGCAUGGUGGCAGCGUAUAAUGCUGAAUGUGAAAGAGUACAAGAAAAGAGAAAAAAACUCCAAAUAGCCUCAGCGACGGAAGGAGCGCCUCACACAGACAAGCGGCUGCCCAAGCGGCGCUUCCCGUGGUGUCCGCGCGCCCGGGCGCUGCUGGCCAGGCUGACGGCGCUGGCCGGGGACCCGGAGUCUGCUGCCCAGCUCCUGGCCACCAGGGCCUUGAAACUGUUCCCCAGUGGCUUCGUCAGGAUGCCCACGCUGUUGAGACAGGCAGACCUUAGCAAAGAAAUCAAGGCGUCAGACAUAAAACGUCCGCGCUUGGGAUCUGCAUCUCAGUCUGUCAUCACAAGUGCACAGCAGUUCACGGAACCCAUACAGUUUCCCAGCUCUUUAACUGUCACCACAUCUCUAAAAACCAAUGACGAUGAUAAGGAGAAAUAUAUCAACCCUGCCUCUGUAUUUGGAUCAGUAUUAAACUCGUACAACCUCAGUCAAGACCUCGUUAUCGAGAAAGAGGAUAAGAAAGAUCCGGAACGGUGUAAAGAGGAUAUGUACAUUCCUCCAAAUAUUGGCAGCAUAACAAUAACUCCUGUUCCAAACCAAAAAGACAAAAAAGCAAACAACGUAGACCGACCUAAAGAAGCAUUGCUGCGAGUCAAAUCGCCAGCUGCUUUGAACGAAAUGGUGUCAAUAAACAAAACUAAAGAGAAAGAAAAAUAUAAAAAGACGGACAAAGAAAAAGAACCCAAAAGAAUAGACACACCAUUGCAUGUAGAUACAGUGAAUCACAGUAAAAAGGAGCCAGAAAAGAGUCCAAAGACAAAGGAAGAGUUCAGUAAGAAACAGAUAGAAAGCAUGAGGAUAGCUGAAAAUAAUAUACCAAGACCCGGUCUUGUGUCUAAACAUCAUUCACCGACAUUUGCAAAACCGGAUAAAAGACCACCAGAAGUCAAAAAAAAGAAAGACAUAGUCAUUGUCUCUGAUCUUGAUCCUUUAAGUGAUAUCCCAAUGGAACCGGUUGCUAUUGACGAUAGCAGCAGUGAUGUUGAAGUGGUCGAGGAGAAGGCUGCGGACAAAAGUGAAAGUGAUAAAAGUGAAGUGCCUUUCAAGGAGCGAAGUGACAAAAGUGACAAUCAUAAGAAAGUGAAGAACAAUGUUAGGAGUGAGAAAAAUGUUAGUGUUAAGGAAUUUAGGAAGAAGACUGAUGAGCCCACUGAGGAGGACAUUGAUUCCUUGAUGAGGGAUAUCAGUGAAAUGAAGCAUUCACAAGAAUCCGCUGCGCUCAACUGCAAUUCCUAUGGAGGUGUUAUUACCAGUGCAAAGCACGAGUCUUCCAAACACACAUACAAACGGCCCGCCACUAUCGGCGACCCGCGUACUGAUAAAAACAACUUCACAGACAGAACUUCAUUAAAGAAAAUGGAUGGAUACAGCACAGUCACGGGCUGAUGUGCGGAUGCCAGAACUGUUGUACGAUGAAGAAAAUCAUGAAAUGAUUAUAUUUGUUAGAUUGAGAUGAUAUUGAUAGUCUAUUUAUUGAAGAUGGCCGCUUAUUACUAUAAGAUCUAUAAUAAUUGAUUGAUGUAAAGAUAUUUGAAUAGAUGCAGGCGUCACUUUGAAAGUUGAUUCACAUAACAAUGAAGUUAUUUUGCGAUUUUCCGCAAAAUGCUAAAUGUUUGUUAUACAAAGUAAAAUUAAAGAUAUUCGCUGACUUUUAAAUUGAAUUUUCAAAUCAGAAAAAUGUCACUUCAUAGAUGUUCUAUUUUUGGAAGACGAUGUGACUUUGAGUGUAGUAGUUUAGUUUGCAUAUAUACGCCAUUAUACAGGGUGUUGCGGAGUUUCACAUAACUUCAAGGUGUUGACAAGUCCACUUAUAGGAGCCGAAUUGCAUAAAUGUUUUUAAUUUUACUAAAAAAACUUAUGUUUUCAUACAAAGUAAUUCAAAUAAUUCCCAUUAUCCAUGUAACACACACUUUUAUUUAUCCUUGCAUUUUAAAAUACAUAAUCGCAGUGGUAAGACUGUCGAUAUCGACGAGAUAUUGUUUCUGACACUUCACACUUCACUUGUAAGCUACUUCAUGAUAUUUUUCAAUGAAUAAUUUUGGCUAUGUCAUUAUAUAAGGAUGCGAUAUAAGAGAAAGAAGUGGUAGAAUAUUUACAAAUAGUCAUCUGACGUAUCAAAAGUGCUUCUACUUGAAAUAAAUGAAUUUUGAAUUGAAUUUUAAAAUCUAUUUACAAAAGAAAUAUGUUUUACACCGAAAAUAUUCAUUUUAGUACGUGGAUGUUCUUUGGACGUUUUUAAUUAAUUUUCCCUAGAGUUAUGGAAAAUACUCCCGAGCACCCUGUAUAUACAAACUAAAUACCGUCAGCACAGAAACGCGUUGUUACUGUAACUAUACAAAAUGUGUUAAAUCGGAACCGUCUACGAAAAUCCGUUGCUUAGCAACACUUAAAGACAUAAGUACUUCAGUUUCACGCAUACCUUGUACUGUAUAUACUACUACAACGGUAGAAACGUCUUCCGAAAAUAUAUUAUCUAUAAUUCUAUACCUAUCACCUAUACUCACGCCUUAUUGGGAAUGAAUGUUUUGAACUACGCAUUGCCUUCCAACUCAGAUCAAUUACCUUCUAGACCUGCCUCGCUAGAGGUUUACCCCUCUGUCAAAAAUAUAUGAUCAUUGAUCAUGAUCACACUUAUUCAUAUAAAUUGCAUCUAUUUAUGGGAUAUAUUUUAUUAGUGUUAAAUAUUUGUGUGAUGGGUCAAUGGAUAUGACCUCCUCCGAUUCCGGAGGGUGUUGGUUCGAAUCCUGUCUGGGGCAUACAGCUUCAACUUUUAAGUUGUGUGCAUUUUAAGAAAUUAAAUAUCACGUGUCUCUAACGGUAAAGGAAAACAUCGUGAGGAAACCUGCAUACCAGAGAAUUUUCUUAUUUCUGCGUGUGUGUAGUCUGCCAAUCCGCAUUGGGCCAGCGUUGUGGACUAUUGGCCUAACCCCUCUCAUUCUGAGAGGAGACUCGAGCUCAGCGGUGAGCCGAAAAUAGGUUGAUAAUUUUGAUUUUUUUGAUUUGAUGAAAUUAUGAUGAUGAUUUGUGUGAUGUACCUGGUCCCCAACACAACGACAGACAAUUUUGUUGGUGAAUUUGAAUAUACAUGUCAAAUAGAAAAUAAUUGGUCUGAGCCUUGCAACUACCUAGUUAAUUUGUUUUUCAGUCUAUAUAUUUUUUUUUAGAAAUCUCAUUUUUGAUUGUGUUUAUAUAUUUUUAAUAAUAAACAUAUUGUUUACAUAAAAAUAGAAAUAAAAUGAAUUUUAUGUGGAUAGAAAACAAAACCGCCAUUUUGCGUAAAACAAAUUAAACUAAUUUGCAUACAUAUUAUAAAUGUAUAUGUAUAUUUGUGACAAAUGUCAGGCCGUACUUUUUACUAUUGUAACCUUCUUCCCAAUUUGGUUUUAGUAUACUUUGAGGUUUUUUUUUAAACAUCACUGUAACUUGAAAUUAUUUUACUUCGUUUUAAAACUUAUGAACACAUUAUUUUACCAAACUUUAUUAUUAACAUGUAAAAAAGAAAAAUCCUCAAGUUAAUGUUUGACUGUGAUUUUUGUUUUUAAUUUUGCGGUGGCAAAGUUGGUAUUGAAUAUUUGAUAAAAGAUUUUAAACAUUUCUUUGAAAUUUCAUAAUGUUUGACAGCCCAUUAUUGGAUAAAAAAGCAAUAAUUCAUGUAUGCUGUGUUUUAUUUUAAAAAAGUAGACUUGAAAAUUAAUCUGUUCGAUUAAAAAAUGUUCAAAAUAAAUUAAAUUGCUAUAAUAUUGAAAUCAAUUGGUUCAUUUUUUGUUACUUUAGGUCGAACCUUAUAAAUAAAAUGAAUGCUUAAAUCAAGUAUAAGUUAACAAAAAACCGGAAUUUGUAUUUUAGAAAAGGCUUUUUAAAUUAUUUCAUGCGUGGAAAUUCUUCUUAUACAUUUUUUUGAUGAGAAGUAUAUCUAUUUUAAAAGAUGUUUUAUUAUCAUUCAAUCGUAAUAUAUGAAAAAUUUUCAUGAUUAUAAAUCUUUUAGUUGUAAGUCGUGAUGCGCAUAUUCAGUUGGUUUCAUGACCUGGCGUCAACAUGAUACUCAUGCCGAAAUGUGAAUCAGUAAGACUCAUGACAGCCCCAAUAGGUUACUUUUUUGACACUUUUUUAAAAUGGUUUUAAAUUGAUCAUUAUCGUUCUACUAGAUUGAAAAAAAAAUAUCAUAUUUUUUUGAGACGUGAUUACAUGAAAAUUUAAUUUUUUAAAUAUUUAUUUUAGAAUACGAGCCAAAACGCUGUCGGUCGUGUCUAUACUUCAACUGUUUCAUGACGUCACUUAAACUAAUCCUUUACCAAACGGAGCGUUUAACAAAAAUCUUAGUUAACAAUUAGACGUUUAGUACAUCAAGUAACAUUGUGACGUCAAAAAAAGGACGAUAGCGUUUUUGAAUUUUUUUUUUUAAUUAAAAAAAUACAUGAUUUUUGAAUUAAAUUUCAUUAGAAAUUCUUAACUUUUAUUAAUCGACAUCAUAUCGAUGUCGAUUCCAGACCCUUAUACCAUUUACUAUACGAAAUUUUUUUGUUUUUUUACCAUUAUGGCUUUUUGACUCGUAUUGUAAAAAAAAUAUUUAUGAAUUUAAAAUUCAUGUAAUUAAAAACAUAUGAUAUUUUUGUUAUAAUCUAGUAGAACGAUAAUGAACAAUUUAAAACCAUUUAAAAAAAAUGUCAACUAGCCUAUUGUAUAUAAAUAAAUGUUUAAUUAUGUCAUGAGUUCUACUGAUGACUGAAUUCGAUCUCAUGACAAUUGUAUAUCAGUUUCAUUAAAUCAUGAGUUCUUCUGAUGACUGAUUACAAUCUCAUGACAUUGUAUAUCAGUUUAAAGUUCUACUGAUGACUGAAUUCGAUCUCAUGAUAAUUAUACUCCAGUUUCAUUAUGUCAUGAGUUAUAUUGAUUGAUGAAUCAACUGAUCAUGUAAUUGUUUUAAAGCAAAGCCAAUAAGACAAUGUAAAGGUUAAAUUAUUAUUGUAGAGUUGAACCUUGAAGACUGAAAAUCAAAAAUUUUGAAUUGAGAAAUUAUGUUUUUUUUUACUGACUUCAAAAAAGGGGGAGGUUUUUCAAUUCGAAGGUAUAUAGCACCUUUAAAACAAUACUAUAUAAUAGUAUUGUAACUUCAGUCAUGUCUACAUUUUUAUUUUUUUACCAUAAAUAAGUUUAUUGUCAAGAGCGAAACAGUUUUAUAUUUAAAAAAAAAUGUUUUUUUUUUGUUGUCUCUUUGGCUUUACUUUAUUAAUGUGACCUAAUUAUGUAUUAUAUAAUAUCCUAUUGCGUUGAUUAAGUUUCGACAAAUGAGUAAAUUUUGAAAAUGUCUUCACAAAUUAUUGUUUUUUUUUUACAUUAAGGCCUGUAUAGAACACUAUUUUGUAUAAAACGUUAGCGUAUAGAAUAGAGUUUUACACGAUAUUAUUUCAUAAAUACUAGAUGUUGUUAUGCAAAACAGACCAAGUAUUUGACAAAUGCAUUAUUAUUAAAAAAAAAUGUGUUUUUUUAAUCAGAAAAUGCUGUUUUAUGUCUAGUCUAAAAUCACCUGAAAAUAUUAUGAUUUAUAAAAUGAUCAGAAUUUAAUUUUUUUUAUAGUAAAUAUAGUAUUAGGGUUUUUUUUAAUACUUACAUAAUUAUUGUGUAAAGUUAAGAUAAGGAUGUAAAAAUCUGUGUUUUGUAUUUUAUUAUAUUUUAAUGUUAGAUUUAUUAUUUCUCCGUCUGGAAAAAUCAAAAAAUCAAAAUCAAGUCUGUUUUUUUAAACAUCACAUGUGUCUUGUGUUUUAUUAUAUGUAUUUAUUUUGUUUUAACAGUAGUGAUUAUAAAGUAUUAUAAUGAUUGAAAUGAUAAUUAUAAUGAUUGAUAGAAAAUUACUAUUCUUAAGUCAGAAAUGAAAAUUUUUAAAUAUUUGGUUGUCCAGUAUUCAAAAAAACUAAACUUAGAACUGAUGUUAUAAUUUAACAACUUCUAUAUUUAUCUAUAUAGACUAUCUGUAACUGUAUUUUUUUGCACUGUAUAUUAUUUUUCUUCUUCAAAAAAAGGAUGUUUUUUUUUAUUCAUCUACGGAAAACCAAAAAUAUAAUGAAAAUUGAUGAAAAGGAAUAGAUCUGUUUUGCAUAACCGCGACCAAUGUAUAAAUAGAUUGAAUCUGCUCUACAAAAUAUAUAAUAUAUUAUUUUAAUUGUGUUACUAUCAUCGAUCUCCUAUUGAAAAGUGGAUCCAUAUUGUACAAUCAGCGACCAAAAAACGUCGCUGAAUCUUGGGGAAAACGGCAGUUAGACAAGAAGGUUAAUGUAACUUAGUUGCCUAUGAUUGUAUCCUUUUUAUUUUGUAAAUGCUGUGACAAUUUUUUUUUUUUGUUAAAAUGUUUCCUAAUGCCGAUUGCACGUGGCAGAACGUAAUUGUAUCUAACAUGUUUUAAAACAGACGGGAAGAGGUUUAGAAGUUUUUUAACUAAACCCCUGAUUUACUUGUAUAUACCUAUGUGAGAUCUUAUUGAAAUAUUUUUAUCUGAAUGGUUUGUGUAAUGAUUUUGUUUUAUAAAUGUCGCGUCGGACUGUAGGUACAUAGUCUAACUUUCGUAACUAGGGGUCCUUCCAUAAAUUACGACACAAAUUAAGGUAAAAGGAAUACAAUAGUGGCAAAAAAUCUUAACUUUAUCACAUUACAUAUCCAUUUUAACCAAUAAUGUUUUUUUUUCAUAUUUUUUUUUUUUUUAAAUGGAAGUAGGUACAUAAGCUAAGACUAAAUUCGAAACUGAUGUUGUAAUUCAACAAUUUCUAUAUUAUGUACCUAUAAAAGAUUCCUAUGAAUUGAUAACCUCUUUUUUGGAAGUUUGUUCAAAAUUACCAAUGUGACGUCACAGUGAAGCCUCACAAAAGCGACAGGGACGGGGGAGGGGUUCUAAAAUCAUAAUAUUUGUGUCACCCAAUUUAUAUCCCCUACAAUUAUGGUAUUUUUAUGAAAGAAAAUGUACAUUGCCACCCGUUUAGUAACAGUUGUAAAUUUUAUAUGAGCGGAAAUUUUUUUUUAUAUAUUCAGUUUGUAAUUAUGUAUGAUGUAAAAUGUUAUCCUGGAAUUUGAAAUGAUGUCCAAUGUAAUGAUGAAUAAAUAUUUAUAAUUAAUAGAGA